Molecule: messenger RNA, 5816 nt
Organism: Syngnathoides biaculeatus (alligator pipefish)
Lineage: Eukaryota; Metazoa; Chordata; Actinopteri; Syngnathiformes; Syngnathidae
Gene: nek1
Product: NIMA-related kinase 1
Exons: 35
Coding region: 203-4285 (1360 amino acids)
Biological process (GO): protein phosphorylation
Molecular function (GO): protein kinase activity; ATP binding
Source: RefSeq, a predicted model, not a curated record
UUUGACAAAGAAAAAUGACGGACAGUCAUAUGAACCAGUAAUUUAUCGCCAGAGUUGACAAUGACCAAUAAGAUUGAAGCCAUUGACUGGCCGCUAAAUUGAACUCAAAUGAUGCAGAAGAAUCGAAAUGGACGAUGUCUAUUCGAUAAAAUAGUAAUGUGUAUUUGCAGAACCAGCAUGACAUGCCAAUGAUGCCAUUAAAAUGGACAAGUAUGAAAGGGUGACGAAAAUUGGGGAAGGUUUAUUUGGAAAGGCUUUCCUUGUCAAAGCCAAGAAAGAUGGACACCAAUAUGUCAUCAAGGAGGUCAGCAUUUCUGGGAUGUCAGAUAAAGAGAGACAAGAAUCACGGAAAGAAAUUGCAGUUCUUGCAAACAUGAAUCAUCCAAACAUUGUUCAAUAUAAGGAGUCUUUUGAAGAGUCGGGGUGUCUGUAUAUUGUUAUGGACUACUGUGAAGGUGGAGACCUCUUUAAGAAGAUCAAUUCUCAGAGAGGAAUGUAUUUCUCAGAGGAGCAAAUCCUGGAUUGGUUUGUGCAGAUUUGUUUGGCAUUGAAGCACAUCCAUGAUAGAAAAAUCCUUCAUAGGGACAUUAAAUCACAGAACAUAUUUUUGACAAAAGAUGGGACUGUGCAACUUGGUGACUUUGGGAUCGCAAGGGUGCUUAACAGCACAUUAGAGCUAGCAAGAACAUGCAUUGGAACCCCUUAUUACCUUUCACCAGAGAUCUGUGAAAAUAAACCAUAUAACAACAAAAGUGAUGUUUGGGCUCUGGGCUGUGUCUUAUAUGAAAUGUGCACCCUAAAGCAUGCAUUUGAGGCUGGAAAUAUGAAGAACCUUGUUCUGAAGAUCAUCCGUGGCUCAUAUCAUCCUGUGUCUCUUCAUUACUCCCAAGAACUGCAUUCUCUUUUGGCACAACUUUUUAAACACAACCCCAGAGAAAGACCAUCAGUCAGCUGUAUACUGGACAAACCUUUCCUUUCUUGCAGAAUCCAAAGGUUCCUCAAACCACAGGAGAUUGCUCAAGAAUUCCAUCAUCGUUUUAUUUACAAGCAGCAUAAAGUAGGUGCGCAUCAGGGAUCACUAGGCAAGAUUACCACACCAGCAUGCAAAUACGGAGUGCCCUUAACUGCGACGAAGGUUUCUGUAACAAAGAAAACUGCUGACAGGAAGCCUGCUGUUAAACAAAAACCGGCUCCUGGAUCCAUCCACAGAAGAGUAAAUCAAGGGGAGGAAGAGCUGCGAAUACAGGAGGUGAUCAAAAAAAGAAGGAUGGAUCUGAUUGAUAAAGAAAAGCAGCACAAAGAGCAGAUUAGUCGCAUCAACCAUGCCAGAGAGCAAGGCUGGAAAAAUGUCUUGAUAUCAAGUAAUGGAAGCCCAGAGAGAAAGUGUUAUUUAGGUGGUGGAAGGAGAGCUACUGCUGUUGGCCCUAGCCCUGUCCCAAGCUCUACUCCGGCCUGUGUAUUGAGGAGAAAUCCUUGUGAAAAAUACCACAUUGCUCUUGACCAAAUGGAAAAACAACAAUCAAAUGAGAUGGGAAUCAGGAAGGGGGGGUCAGCUGUACCAGGCACUCCCAUUCGUAAUGUGGCAGCUGCUCCUGGGCCAGUGCAUCCAAAUGGUCCUUCCCCACUCAUGAACCCAGAUGCAGUGAAAAGAGAACUACUGAGAUUGCAGCACCUUUCCAAACAACCCCAUAUGAGCAGACAGAAGACUCGCAUACAUAUUGACCGGGCAUACCACGUUGAGGAGUUUUUACAGCGUAAAAGAGAAGCCAUGCUCAACAAAGUACGGGCCGAAGGACAAUUAGGUAAUCGGCAAAACCGGGAAGCAAUCUAUGGAGGCCAAGUUGGUUCAGCUCGAUUUACAAGCAAAGUCAACAAAAAGGAGGAGGAAUAUUUAACAAGACUCAGGCAGAUUCGCUUGCAAAAUUUCAAUGAGCGCCAACAGAUAAAAGCCAGACUAAGAGGUGAAAAGAUUGAGAGUGAUGGUUCAGAAAGUCAGGAGUCAAAUGAGGAGGCUGAAUUAAGGAGAAAAAAGAUAGAGGCUUUAAAAGCCCAAGCUCAUGCACGUGCUGCUUUACUAAAAGAGCAACUAGAGAAAAAGAGACUGGAGGCUAAUGAAAGAGAAAAGAUGGCAUGGGAUGACCAUGUUGCAGCUCAGGAAAAGAGGAUUUGUGUGGCAGCACUAUCAACUACUUCUCAACCAACAACUGUCAAAACCUCAGCCUUGCCAGAAUCUGAACCCACGACUCCUCUUAUAUCCAUGACUGUUGCCUUGAAGAAUAUUGGAGCAAUUACACCAUUAAAACAGAACUUGCCAGUUACAGAGGCUGUCGUAGUCAUUCAGAGUGAAAAGAAGCAGAUCUUGAACAGACUUAAUCAGGAUCGAAAAGCUCAAAGCCCAGGGAAUGAUCCCUUGGAGUCGACAGCAACUUCCCCAAAAGAGCAAAAAUCUGCAUCCCAACAGAUAUUGCCUGACACAGAGAAGCUUCCUUCCAUUAAAGAACGAAACAAGCUGCAUCAAGUAGAACUCCCUGUAUGUCAUACCUCACAGCCAACCAUGGAGGAGGUCAAUGCAACUGCUUCCAAUCGUCCUUCUGGUGCAGACAGGAAAAAAUGGGAGGAAAGACUUCCGUUUGUUCUUUCUGUAGCCCAGCAAACUCUAGAGGAUACAUGCAUCCAAACAGCCCAGCAAACUCUAGAGGAUACAUGCAUCCAAACAAUAGAACCAACAGCUGGUGAAGUGAUGCAGACAUGUGUGCUCCAAGGCGAAGGUCAAAGGAAGGUGUGGGAAGUGAGUCCUGACUGUCAAAUAUUGAAAGUACUCCAUGAGGCAGCGGUUCAGCCGCUCACCCAACUUUUAGAGACAGUCACCUUCUGUGAAGAGGCUUUCCCUAGCAGUGAUAAGCCAAACCAGACUGUCACACAACAUGCAAUGAGUACACCUGAAGAGUACAGCACCUCCAAAGAUAGCACAUCUUCCAUUGUUGAGGUUAAGGUGCAGACAAAAUAUGUUGCUACAACAAAGGCCUCGCAUCCAGAAAAUGUUCUUGAAAAGGCUGGCAACACCCGGCCAUCAACUGCUACUGAGAUUCAGUAUCCAGAAGAUGUGGAAUCAUUAAUGUUGGAGGACGUUCCUAAAGCAUCACACUCUUCGGUGAGCCUGCAUCACGAAUGGGAGAAGCAAGACCAACAGCCAAUGUUACCUGAGGUCAGUUCAAACCAAGAAGCAGCAGCAGCAGUGAAGAAGGAGGUUUUAUCACAGGAUGAAGAGCGCCUGUUUAUGAAGUUGUGCUCUCCGGCUCACAAACGCACAUCUGCACUUGUCCGACUUUCAGCUCAGUCUUCGAUGGAUGAAUCUUCUUCUCUCACCUCUCGCUCACGCUCAGUUUCACCUCUGCGCUCCAAACAUCAAAACUCUCUCCUUAUUGGGCUCUCAACGGGCCUUUUUGAUGCCAACAACCCUAAGAUGUUGCGGACAUGCUCCCUUCCAGACCUCAGUCAAGUCUUCAGCUCUGAGGACUUUGUCAUUACUACUGAAGACAAUACAACUCGAGACGGGAACCUGAAGAAUGAGGACCUGAACAAACCUGAUGAGCAGUCAGAGACAGAGGAUGCAUAUGAGGAUGAAGACCUGCGGGAGAUCAGAGCAUCCAUGGAGCGACUGCUGCAAGAAGAAAGUGACCUAAUGCAGAACAUAACACAUUAUGGAAGAGGCGACUUUAAAGGAAAUUCUACAGUUGGAGAUGAAAAAGACCUUUUCAACAGGCUCAUAGGAAAACUUGAGCAAGACAACAAUCAAAUGGUUGAAGGUGGUGGUGGUGAUGAUGAUAAUGAUGAUGAUGUUGACGAUGAUGGUGAUGAUGAUGAUGAUGAUGAUGACAACGAGGCGGAUGAAGAGGAUGCAGAAUGCUUGAAUGGGAGUCCGAGUGAUGAGGAAGCAAGAGAGCCACUCAGCAAUGGUGUGGAAGAAGAGAGCCACGUGAAUAAAAGUCAUUUUAAUGAAGAAUGGCAUUCAGAUAACACAGAGGAGGACCAGGAGGGAGAGACAGAGCUUUAUGAUAGCAUUUACAGUCGUUUGGAGGAGCAUCGCUUUAAUUUGGAGCAGCAGAUGGGCUUUGAAAAGUUCCUUGAGGCCUACAAUAAAAUUAAAGCAAUACGUGAUGAUGAAGAUGAUAAUAUUGACCUUGGCUCCAGUUUGGCAUUAAGCAUUUUGGGAACAGAGCACCAGCAUCUAUAUCCCAACAUCCUUCAUCUUGUGAUGGCAGAUAGUGCAUACCAAGAAGAAUGAACUGGCCGUUGUGAGGCGCUGCAAAAGAACCUGGGAGCAAGCCCGACAGAUGCUAUCGCACAAGGGGUGCUCCUAUAAGGCUGCGGUGGACCAUAAGAGGGUGCCAGCACCAGUUUACAGGGUGGGUCAGCGAGUCUGGUUGUCACCUAAAGCCUUUCCACUCUGAGUGGAAUUGCGGAAGCUCACUCCCAGGUUCGUCAUUCCAUUCCCGAUUACCAAGGUCAUCAAUCCAGUCACCAUGAGAUUGAGACUUCCAAAGUGGAUACGGGUCCACCCGACCUUUUAUGUUAGCCUUCUCAAGUCUGCUCAGAUGUCUUCAUUGGUUCCGGCCCACAAGGAGGUUCGAUCAGGGCCGCAGGAUAGUUUAAAAGUGAAAAAAUCCAUAAAAGACACUGACUAAAUAUUUUUAAUAAAAUGCAAUUUGUGGAUUAUCCGCAUACUGUUUUGAUCUGAGUAAAAGACAACAUUGUUUUGAUCAGAGAAGAAGACAACAGCGUGCACUUGUACAAGCCAAAAGAUGCCAAGUAUCAGGAACAAAAACAAGUCCAGACUAAACCAAGUUUCUUUCAGCUUGUCCCGUUAGGGGUCGCCACACCGUGUCAUCUCAGAUGAACGCUCAUAUUUGUUUGGCAGUUUUUACGCUGGAUGCCCUUCUUGACUAACGCCUUGAAAAUGCUGCCUUAGAUACUGUUUGCAUUGGAAAAAAUACAGCUCUGUGAAGAUGAAUCCUUACUGUGACAAUUUAAAAAAAAGUUAUCUGCGUCGUCGUGGUCAUGCCUUUCCUUGACCUGGUGCGCACCUGCUCCAACAAGCAGAUGUGUUCACCUCCCUCUUGUUUCUCUUGUUUCACUUUCUUGUUUCGGUCCUGAUAUAUUGCCACACAUGGUCCUUGCCAGAUCGUUGUACUUUCUUUCAUGUCACAUUUCCAUUUCCUUGUCCAUGAUGCUCUGUGUAUCAAACUCUGCCUUGUUCAUGAUCCUGCGUCUCCGCCUAGUGAUUCUGACACGUGCUUGUUUGGACUGCCUGCCUGUGUACUGACCUUGGACUGAAUAAAUACGCUCACCGAACUGUACCUGGUCUCGUGAGUCAUGCAUUUAGGGUUCAGCCUCGUUUUCUGGUCAUGACAGACCCCUAUGGAGAUCAGCUAUUUUUCAUCCCUGUAAUUACAAGGAACAGAAAGUUAAGUGCCACAAACGGUGAAUCCUAAGAUAGUUGAUUAACUCUUGGUGAAUUUCACCAAGAAAAUCUCAAAUGUCAUGUAUACUGUUGCUCCUGGUAAAACUAGGACUAUCUUGAGACAACAUAGAAAAACGGAGUGGAACACAAUGAUGGUCAAGAGCUUGAAAUCAAAGUGUAGGAAAGCGACUACGAUUGACUGACCUCUACAGACAAAGGCUUUGUUAUUUUAACCAAGCAUUAGUCAGGGCUAGACAACAACACUUUUCUGAAAUAAUCAGUAAGUACUUUAACAAUACUCGUACUCUGUUUGCGGUGCUUGACAAGUUCACAAACCCUGCCCCCGGAUCAGAUA